Agelaius phoeniceus (red-winged blackbird) is the source of this 1672-nucleotide messenger RNA. NCBI's taxonomy places the organism in Eukaryota, Metazoa, Chordata, Aves, Passeriformes, Icteridae. The record is from RefSeq and is a predicted model, not a curated record.
AUGGGGGGAGAUGCAGAAUCUGCUUUUGCAGAGAUCCCUCAUUUGGCAUGUGUUGGUGUAUCCGUGCCAUCUGCGGCCGGCAGAGUUGUCGGUAUCCCCCGGUCGGUGCCUGUCCGCCACAGAAAGUCACAGAACCUGCUGAGAUGGAAGGACGGGGCUGUUUUCCCGGGGCCGGAGCAGGCCCGGCCGCCCCGGGCUAGGCAAGAGCUCCGCUCCGCGCCCGGCCCACAGCGACGGCGGCAGCAGCGCACUUGCACCGCGCGCGGGCGCUCGGCUCUGACGUCCCGCCCAUCCCGGCCUAUCCCGGGCCCGUCCCGGCCUCUCCUGGGGCUCACCCCGCCCAUCCCGGCCUAUCCCGGGCCCGUCCCGCCUGUCCUGGGGCUCAUCCCGCCCAUCCCCGCCUAUCCCGGGGCCGUCCCGGCCUAUCCUGGGGCCCGUCCCGCCCAUCCCCGCCUAUCCCGGGGCCCGUCCCGCCCAUCCCCGCCUAUCCCGGGGCCCGUCCCGCCUAUCGCGGGGCCCGUCCCGCCCAUCCCCGCCUAUCCCGGGGCCGUCCCGGCCUAUCCUGGGGCUCAUCCCGCCCAUCCCGGCCUACCCCGGCGUCCUAUCCCGGCCUAUCCCGGGCCCGUUCCGGCCUAUCCUGGGGCUCAUCCCGGCCUACCCCGGCGUCCUAUCCCGGUCUAUCCCGCCCGCUGCCCCGACGCUCGCCAUGGCCGUGCCCGUCGUACACAGCUCACUGAUGAAAAUGAGCAGUUAGUCAAGAAGGUGAAAAAACUACACAUAAAAAAUAAGGAGUUAGAAAGGAAUCUGGGUCAGAUCCAGGAACAACUGUAUCUGCAGCAGUUAAUGCAUGUCUGUGGCACAAGCAGAGAUGUUCAGGUUCAAACAGAAACCCAUUUAUGCCAUAAGGGUGGAGACAGGAGGGACCUGGUUCUAGAGAGUGACAGUGUCAGACUACUUCAGAUGUAUAAUGAGCUACAGAAGCGUUAUGUUAAAGAAACCAAAACAAACAAGGAGCAAAGAGAAGCCAUUAAAAAUCUCACUAUUAAAAUUAAUGAGCUAGAGCAUAAUCUUCAAGAGCAGAGGCAAAGAAUUGAGCAACUGGAAUGUAAAAAGGUUUCUUGGAAAACUAGUGCUGUUUCUAGAAAAAGAAGUCAAACCCCAGAGGGAGGAGUAGCUUCUCACAAGGACAUUUCUGCAGAGAAGGAAGCCUGUUGCAGUAGGUAUUUAGAGCUAUUGUUGAAGGAGAUUAAAAAGCUGAAGAAAGAAAAUGGAAAGUUGUCUGCAGAAAAGAGAGCACUAAAAAAUGAAUUAGCUGGAUUAGACAAGGAUUUUUUUGAAGAGGUAGAAGAUCUAAAACAUGCUGUACAGGAAUCUGUGAAACUCAACAAUGAGUAUGAAAAGUGCUUGAAACAAAUCAGUGUAAUGUAUGGACUUCCUUUUACUGCACAUUUGUAACUACUGGUUAAUUUAAUACCAGGUAGAGUUUCUGUAUAUUUUUUUAUAAUUAUUGCAACAUUUAAACCUACCAUUGCUUAAGUGGUACCAUAGUUUGAUAAUACAGAUUCAGUAAUGUGAUCUCAUUAUGACAAGUGCUUGGAAAUGUUGUAUUUCAUGACCUUGAUUUUGUUUGUUUGUAUAUAUAUUUAAAUAAACUGUGAUCUGCAUAACUUCA